CGUCCUAUGUACGUACAUACACACAUGCCCAACCUCGCGCCCUCUACCACCCGCUGGGCUGGGAGUUCCGUGGCCACGGCUUCAGAAACGCAAAAGCAACCAUGUCCAAGUCCCCAAGACUGCUUCCAAGACACGCUCCGAUUUGAGCAGACGUGAAAAGCACAUGUAGGGGAACCGACGUCGAGACUGCGUCUCCCAUGGCUCUCCACCUGUGCCGAAGCCCUCAGCUCCGACACCAGUCAUCUAUAUACCCUGCCGUGGUUGUCUGAAGCCAUGUCGACACAUCAAACGUACCGCACCACACUCCCAGCCUAGACCCGAUCCCAAGAAGCACUUUGCAUUCUACCCGCCAAAUCACACACGCAGCCGCCAACAUGCCCAAGAUCGUCCGCCUCACCCUUCUCAAGGUCGCCGACAAGGACACCAUCCAGCAGGCAAUCAAUCACUACAGCACCCUCACUCAGGACGCGAAAAAGGACGGCAACAACUACAUUCAACUUGCCCAAGCAAACGCAACCUACGAGGACGACCGCAGCCAGGGCUACAACCUCCUGAUUCGCUGCAUCUUCAACUCGGUCGACGACAUGAACUACUUUGAUCAGCAAGACGAGUCUCACGCCAAGAUCAAGGAGAUGCUCAUGCCAAAGAUGGACGGCAAGCCCUUGAUCAUUUACUCCGAUAUGCAGGGGGGUCCUUGAAUAUAAGCCGCUGGGAUAUUUGUAAGACAGGCAUGUACGUCAUCUAUCGACUUUGUUGUAGCCUGUCUAUCCAUCAGCGAGCACGUGGCUUGGUAAGGCUAUUGUGCUGCUUGCGAUGCCUUCACCACGCUUAGCAAAAUUUAUGUCGGGACUAGCGUCUGUGACAGCUAGAAAAAUCUCAAUAAGAGUGGAUUCUCAUUGACUGUAUCACAAGUCUCCAUUCACCGUCGUGAAAAGAGUGACUUGCCUAUUGGAAUGGAAUGGUGUAUUCACAUGUUGGGCGAUAAUGACACUGACAAACAA
This is a messenger RNA of Exserohilum turcica Et28A, 1001 nucleotides long. RefSeq lists its product as uncharacterized. Lineage: Eukaryota; Fungi; Ascomycota; Dothideomycetes; Pleosporales; Pleosporaceae. The record is from RefSeq and is a predicted model, not a curated record. Bases 375 to 698 code for a protein of 107 amino acids. The transcript has 2 exons.